UGUACUGACUGGACUCUGGAACGAUGCAUGCAUAUAUGCAGGUCAUCUGUACGUGAAGAGCGACGUGUACGGGUUCGGCGUGGUGAUGCUGGAGAUGCUGACGGGGCAGCGGGCGCUGGACCCCAACCGUCCCAACGGGCAGCUGAGCCUGGCGGACCGGGCGAAGCCGUACCUGGCGGACCGGCGGAAGCUGGCCCACAUCAUGGACGCGCGGUUCGAGGGCCAGUACAACUCCAAGCAGGCCUUCCAGGCGGCGCAGCUGACGCUCAACUGCCUGGCCGGCGAGCCCCGGAGCCGGCCGUCCAUGAAGGAGGUGGUGGAGACGCUGGAGCAGAUCGAGUCGACCAAGAGCCAGGCGCGGGAGCCCCGGGGCGGCGGCGGCUCCUCGCCGUCGCGGGACCGCGCUCACGGCGGCCGCGGCGGCAACGGCAGGUUGUCCCCGAGCGGCGUGUCCAGGGCCAACGGGCACGCCACCAAGGCGGCGGCGCGGUGAUCGUGAUCCCCCGGCGGCGACGAUGACACGGUUCUCUCUAUUCUUCCUGUAAAUGGCUUAAAAUUUUUGGCUGAUUGUGGUGGUCGGUUGGUGCUGUUGUUGUCAUGAGGUUGAAGAUCAUGAUGAGUGAGGUGUAGAAUUAGAAAGAAAGAGGAAUGUCUGUAAGUUGUAACCAAUAGAAAUAGAAGCAACAAUAAUUCUUCAAAAUUAUCGUUCUUGCAUCAUAUCAUAUCAAAUCCUUUGUUUCUCAUCCCAGUGCCCACUGUAGAUCACUGUGCGCUACUGUAUUUCUGUUCAUCC
Messenger RNA from Panicum virgatum (switchgrass), 793 nucleotides. Its product is annotated as probable serine/threonine-protein kinase PIX13. The record is from RefSeq and is a predicted model, not a curated record. The coding region runs from base 86 to 493 and encodes 135 amino acids. The transcript has a single exon. NCBI's taxonomy places the organism in Eukaryota, Viridiplantae, Streptophyta, Magnoliopsida, Poales, Poaceae.